Molecule: messenger RNA, 2979 nt
Organism: Mytilus trossulus (common blue mussel)
Lineage: Eukaryota; Metazoa; Mollusca; Bivalvia; Mytilida; Mytilidae
Product: DNA repair-scaffolding protein-like
Exons: 20
Coding region: 81-2741 (886 amino acids)
Biological process (GO): regulation of establishment of protein localization to chromosome; double-strand break repair via homologous recombination
Cellular component (GO): nuclear chromosome; nucleoplasm
Source: RefSeq, a predicted model, not a curated record
CUCUUUUAAAAGAAGACAGAAAAGGGAUUGCGGGAAAGCAGACAGUAUUUUGUUAAAAGCAGCAAAAAGAAAUUAUUUAAAUGUUUCAAAGCAAUUUUGAUGUAGAUUCAAGAAAAAGAAAGCUUGAUUAUUCCAGGAAGAAAAUAUAUCAUGACCAAAAAUUGACAACAAAAACCAACAUUUUUAAAAAUAGCAAUGUAACAAAGACCAGUAAAGUUUCAGAAUGGCAGAGAGCAACAGAAGGGUUCUCUGGAUUUACAGAAUGUGACAAUAGUAGGCCAACUAAAAGGAGAAGUUUGCCUGCAAGACAACCCCAGAAAUAUAGAAUAUGCAUGCCUUGUGAUUCAGAAUCAGAGGCAGAGUUAGAAGUUGAAAAUACAAUUAAAUGGAGUUCAAGUGAGGACGAUUUAUCACCUGUAUCAGAUAUAGAAGAAAAUUCAACAGUAAUUAAAAAAGAAUCAAAAUGUCAGAAUACCGAAAGAAAGAAGAUAAAGCAAACAGACAUUCCACAGCAGAGUAAAAUAGAUUUUGAAAAUUCUGAUAAUGAAACUGAGGCUGAAGGAAGUUCUAAUAGUUGUAGGAAUACAGCGCAGAAUGAAGCAGACUUAAUUGAAGAUGCAGACUCAAGAUCUUCUUUUUCACUGAGUGGAUCAAACACAAAGUCAGACAAGGAUGCAGAUAUUCAAGAUAGCAUUGAAAGUAUUGAAAUUCCUACCAGCACUGAAACAUCAGCAACAUCUGUUAGUCCCAGCCAAAAGACAAAAGUAAAAGCCAGUGAAUGGCUUAAGUCCCUUGAUAUGAAAACCCCAACAAAGCAAUCUCCUAGUCCUAAAGUGUUGUUAAAGGAAGAUUCUGCCAAAAAGAAAAAGAAAUUUACAAGAAAUGGUCUAGCUGACCAGUUAUAUAAGUUACAAAUAAGAGAACGAUCAGCUGUUAGAGUGUGGAACCAUCAGACUGUUACAGAAGAAAAAGUGUCUUCCAAGUCAAUAGUAGUUAAAGUCCUGGACUAUGAGAUGCUGUAUUCUUUACAGUUAGCUAAAUGUGAAGACCUAAUAAAGACAGAAGGGGGCAGCAUUAAAGAGGAGAAGGAGUUUUAUGUUCUAUUCACAUCAGAAAUGACUGAAGAAAUGAAGAUUACUAUUGGAACUAUUGUCAGAUUUUGUCCACCUUGGCAAAAACUUUUAUUACAGUCAAUGGAUAGAUCAGUUUUACUAUGUACCAAUUUUAUCAGAGUAGAGGGCAGUGUAGAUGUUAUGCAUCAAAAUCCUGAAUCGGCAACAAUUACCAUGGAAUGGACAUGUCCCUGUGUUACAGGGUUAGUAAAGGACUAUAAACAGUGUCCAGCUUUCCAGUUCCCAUGUCUGCCAGGCAUAAUGCUUCAGUGUAAAGACAUCAGAGAGAAAAGUAGUACACAUAUAUCUGGACUUCCUGACCAUGAACAGUCAUUGUAUAUGAUACAAGCUACUCAGGCGUCAACUGGGACACCAACUGUAUCAGACUCUAUUUUAGAAAGUAUAGAUAAAUCUUCUAAACAGGCAGGGGUAUGCUUCAGUGCAUUGGUCCAUAGAGUGUUGUGCAAAGCUGUUCCAAAUUCAAAUACAAAAAGAUAUAGUCUGUUAGUAGAGGAUGGUCAUGGUAUUAUGUGUGAGAUACAGAUGCCAGAUAAUUGUGAACAUUUGUAUGGUGAGGUGAUACACAAUGGUGAAAGCAGCUCUUACAUAUUUACUGGACUUAAGGUGCUGGCUAGAACAACAAGAGACAGAGAUCCUGCCCUUUUCAGUAUGAUAGAUACUGUAUGGUCUGGUAUGACUGCAAUAGCUGUCAGUGAAGAAAGUGAAAUAGCAUCAUGCUCUUCUAUAUCUCAAAGGUUGCCCCCAGGAUUUUGUUAUAGUAUGGUAGAACAUGAUGAUACUGAUUUAAAGAUUACAGAGCUAGCAACAGUAAUUACUGGUUUCAAAAAGAUACAAAUGGUUUCAUUGGAUGAUCUUAGACAGAAGAAAGAUGAGAUCUGUAGAUUAACCAUGAAAGCAAAGUUGCUGUCAAAGUUAAGUAAUUCAGAUUUAUCCAGUUCCACAUCAGUAGAUUUUAGGUAUUUGCUGUACAUAACAGACGACAGUUUGGACCAUACAGAUUACAGAAUUAUAAAAGUCAAAGAUAAAUGUCAUAUACAGCAACCUAUUGGUGGUACAAUUGUAACUAAAGACGUUCUUCAUUCAAAUGGCAAUUUAAUAUGUGACUGCUACAGCCAAAUAUUGCCAAGUAGUUCCCUACAGAAAAUAGGUUUUGAUUUAUCUACAGAAAACAUAACCUAUCCAUUUUCACCAGCUGACCUAGAUAAAGAUUCCAAACUAUAUGAUUUGUGUAAGGUUAAAGGUAUAAUAAAUGAAAUAGAUGAGAGUUCUGCCUAUUCCUGGGAUGUAUGUGAUCAGUGUGGUUUAGACAAGUUAGCUGAGAAAGCAAACACUAAAGAACUUGUCUGCCUAGGUUGUAAGAGAGUGGUUAAGCAUCCUGUUACCAAAAUGAAGAUGGAAAUUUAUGCUUCAGUUACUAAUCUUAAAUCAAACAAAAUCAAAAUAGAUCUUUUAGAAGACACAAUACAGUCAUUAUUACCACAAGAUGAAAAUGAAGAAGAGGGUUAUGACAUUUGUAGUGUGCUGAAUUCAACAGUUGGACCCAUUACCUGUGUUGUCAUGAAGAAGAACAAUAAUGAAAUAUUUUUAAAAGAAAUUAGAAAAUCUUGAUGAAGAGUUUCAUUUCUUUACUUUUUCCUCUGACAGUGUGAAGUUUUUUUAUAUACUUUAUUGCAACCUGUAGAAGAGGUCUUUUGUGAAAUGUUUGAAGUUAUUGUAUUUACACUUUAAAAAACAUUCCAGAUUAACUUUUUGAAUAACAGUAGCAUGUUUAAGCCUUAGCAUUUUAAAGGCAGAAAACACUGUUAAACUUAUGCUAAGGAACACCAUGGUGCUGACAAAUCUUGAA